UGGUCCCCGUAAGAUGCAGGUCUGGCUGCCCAAGACUUCAAAGUCGGGAGAACGAGAAAAGAUCCAACCCACGUCAGUGGAGGACAAGAUGUCGUCAAAGAUCAGCAAGGAACACAACUACAUCCGUCUGGUCAACAAGACUCCGAGAUGGAACGAGAAUCUCGGAGCCUUUUGCCUGAACUUCCAAGGACGAGUGACUGUUGCAUCUGUGAAGAACUUCCAACUUGUCGACGAGAACAGCCCCGACCGUGUCGUCUUGCAGUUCGGGAAGUGCUCGGAAGACAUCUUCACGAUGGACUACAGCUACCCCCUCUGUGCGUUGCAGGCGUUUGCUAUCUGCUUGUCAAGCUUUGACCACAAACUGGCGUGCGAGUAGCUCAGCACGCGCUUGAUGCAACAACGAGGGGAGAAGGAGAUGUGAACUCGACCAGUAACUUUAUGAUAAACGAUCAACAUGAGAUGAGAAGAGA
Messenger RNA from Guillardia theta CCMP2712, 470 nucleotides. RefSeq lists its product as hypothetical. The record is from RefSeq and is a predicted model, not a curated record. The transcript has 5 exons. The coding region runs from base 14 to 376 and encodes 120 amino acids. NCBI's taxonomy places the organism in Eukaryota, Cryptophyceae, Pyrenomonadales, Geminigeraceae.